Nannospalax galili (Upper Galilee mountains blind mole rat) is the source of this 1661-nucleotide messenger RNA. RefSeq names its product 3 beta-hydroxysteroid dehydrogenase/Delta 5-->4-isomerase type 1-like. Gene Ontology annotation, molecular function: 3-beta-hydroxy-Delta5-steroid dehydrogenase (NAD+) activity. Bases 173 to 1294 code for a protein of 373 amino acids. NCBI's taxonomy places the organism in Eukaryota, Metazoa, Chordata, Mammalia, Rodentia, Spalacidae. Gene Ontology annotation, biological process: steroid biosynthetic process. The record is from RefSeq and is a predicted model, not a curated record. The transcript is spliced from 4 exons.
UAAAAAUGAUAAGGUGAGUCACACACCACGAUGCAUAAAACUCAGGUCCUGAUUUGGAAGAUGAGGAGGCCAGUAUCCAGGCUCUUUCAACUGCCUCUUAAUUACCUAGCAGCCCUUUCCAGGGUCACCCUACAUCACACUUGCUCCCCACUGUGAUCUUCCUGCACUGGCCAUGCCUGGGUGGAGUUGCCUGGUGACAGGAGCAGGAGGGUUUCUGGGACAGAGGAUCGUCAGCUUGUUGGUGCAGGAGAAGGACCUGCAGGAGGUCAGAGCCCUGGACAGAGUCUUCAGACCAGAAACCAGGGAGGAAUUCUCCAAGCUGCAGACAAAGACCAAGAUGACAAUGCUGGAAGGAGACAUUCUGGAUACUCAGUGUCUGAAGAUAGCCUGCCGGGGUGUGUCUGUUGUCAUCCAUGCUGCCGCCAUCAUUGAUAUCUCAGGUGUCAUUCCAAGACAGACCAUUAUAGAUAUCAAUCUGAAAGGUACCCAGAACUUGUUGGAGGCCUGUGUCCAAGCUAGCAUCCCAAUCUUCAUCUAUACCAGCUCAAUUGAUGUUGCAGGGCCCAACUCAUACAAGGAGAUCGUUCAAAAUGGCCAUGAAGGAGAGCAUCAUGAAAGCACAUGGUCUGAUCCAUACCCAUACAGCAAAAAGCUGGCUGAGAAGGCGGUGCUGGCAGCCAAUGGGGACAUCCUUAAUAAUGGUGGCACUUUGCAUACAUGUGCCUUAAGACCCAUGUACAUCUAUGGGGAGAGAAACCCAUUCAUGUCUGAUGUGGUGAUUAGAGCCCUUAAGAAUAAGGAUAUCCUGCCUGUUACUGGUAAAUUCUCUGUAGUCAACCCAGUGUAUGUGGGCAAUGUGGCCUGGGCACACAUUCUGGCCUCCAGGGGCCUUCGGGACCCCCAAAAGGCACCAAGCAUCCAAGGAAAGUUCUACUACAUCUCAGAUGUCACACCUCACCAAAGCUAUGAUGAAUUAAAUUACACCAUGGGCAGGGAAUGGGGCCUCUGCCUUGAUUCCAGGCUGAGCCUUCCUCUGCCCCUACUGUACUGGCUGGCCUUCCUGCUGGAAACAGUGAGUUUCUUGCUUCGUCCAGUUUACAACUAUAAGCCUCCCUUUAACCGCCAUUCAAUCACACUGGCAAAUAGCGUGUUCACUUUCUCCUACAAGAAAGCUCAGCAAGAUCUGGGCUAUGAGCCCCGCUUCAGCUGGGAGGAAGCCAAGCGGGAGACUGCAAGGUGGAUCGGGUCACUAGUGAAACAGCACAAGGGGAAGCUCAACACAAAGACUCAGUGAUGGGAAGAUGGCAGAGACAUGACCCUGGAUGUUGUCAGGAGAUGAUUGUCAGGUCCCCCAGAAAGGGACAGAGGCUAAACCACAUGUCCUACUGCCUUCUUGUGACACGGUGGACAUGUACUGUCUUCCUCAGGUUGCCAGAGGCCUUUCUAGUCACAGGCCCAGCCACAAGCUUUCUGCCCUCAGCAGCUGUCCAAGGAUAAGCAUGCUGCUGUACUUGAGCAGUUCCAGUAUCUUGUAACUUAGAGCUUUGUCUAUGGUUUUCUUUCCCCUAUCAAAUACUACAGUAUGUCCUGUCUUUGGAAAACUCCCUAUGCUUUAUGAAGCUUGAAGAAAGCAACAAUAAACAUUUCAAUGCCUAAUGUGA